Molecule: messenger RNA, 2169 nt
Organism: Seriola aureovittata
Lineage: Eukaryota; Metazoa; Chordata; Actinopteri; Carangiformes; Carangidae
Gene: dazap1
Product: DAZ associated protein 1
Exons: 14
Coding region: 109-1464 (451 amino acids)
Cellular component (GO): cytoplasm
Molecular function (GO): RNA binding
Source: RefSeq, a predicted model, not a curated record
UUUGAACCAAAAAGCGGAGUGACCUUCCUCCGCUCUCAGUCUGAGAGGGGCAGCACUGAAGCAAUAAGCCGGUCACAGCUCCUACAGUCCCCCGCUCUAGCCUCAGAAAUGAACAACAACUUAGUCGGAGAUGAAGUCGGGAAACUUUUUGUGGGUGGAUUGGACUGGAGUACCACACAAGAGACACUUAGAAACUACUUCUCACAGUAUGGGGAAGUAGUGGAUUGUGUCAUCAUGAAGGACAAAACUACAAAUCAGUCGCGGGGCUUCGGCUUCGUCAAAUUCAAAGACCCCAAUUGUGUACGGACAGUGCUGGAGACAAAGCCGCAUAAUCUUGAUGGAAGAAAUAUUGACCCGAAGCCAUGCACUCCUAGAGGAAUGCAACCUGAAAAGUCUCGAACCAAGGAGGGCUGGAAGGGCAGCAAAGCCGAUAGCAAUAAAUCAAAGAAGAUAUUUGUAGGUGGAAUCCCCCAUAACUGCGGCGAGCCUGAACUCAGGGACUAUUUCAAUAGAUUCGGAGUGGUCACAGAGGUGGUAAUGAUCUAUGAUGCGGAGAAGCAGAGGCCCCGAGGUUUUGGAUUUAUUACUUUCGAGGCCGAACAAUCAGUGGACCAGGCUGUCAACAUGCAUUUUCACGACAUCAUGGGCAAAAAAGUGGAAGUAAAGAAGGCUGAACCUCGUGACAGCAAAGCUCCUGGCCAGCUUGGCCCUGGCCAGUGGGCACCCAGGGGCAUCUUGAGUGCAGCUAAUGGUUGGACAGCACAGCCUGCCCAGGGCUGGCAACAGCCUUACGGGCCACAGGGAGUGUGGGUGUCGACUACUGGCCAACCCAUAGGCGGGUAUGGACCUCCGUUGUCUGCAGGCCGAGGAACACCCACACAACCUCCGUCACCUUUCAACGCAUUCCUGGUCACGACCCCGGCGGGCAGCUUUGCUGCACCUCAGGGCUACCCUCAACAGGGCUACAGCACAGCACCUCAGUUCGGUUACAGUUUCGGCACACCCCAAGCAGACCAGUAUGCUCCACAGGUUCCACCUCCGCCCACCACUCCAGGAACUGCACCUCUGGGCUUUGCCCCCGCCACCACACCAACUCAGGACUUGAGCAAAGCCCCCACUGGGCAACCUGACUUCCCUUAUAGCCAGUAUGGCUUGGGUAACUACCCUCAGGACCCCUCUGCCUACGGACCAACGCGUCCUUCUCACAGUUAUGGUCAGGAUGAACAGGGAGGAUAUAGUGCAGCUAAAGGGGUGAGAAAGGAAAGAAGAUAUAAAGAAGGACACGGUGCCAGGUACGGCCAGGACCUGACAGCCUUCGGCCACAGCUUCGCAGACCCCACCCAGCCGACAGCUUCGUACGGGGCACCGACAGCACAGCCCACCGCUGCCCCCCAGCCUGCCGCCAGCGCAUUCGGCAGAGGGCAGAACCACAACGUACAGGGCUUCCACCCGUAUCGACGCUGACCACCACCUCUGGCCAUGGCAGCUGUGUAAAAUUGAAAAACAAAAACAAAAAAAGAAGUCAGGGAAAUGUUUGUUUUCGCUAAAAAGCAAAACUGGAGUUCUGGAUCGUUCUAUGGGAAUGUUGAAUGCACACAGUUUGUGAAACAGAAACCUUUGUGAAAGCAGGGAUUCCAGUAAAUUCAAAAAGGGUGUAUUGAAACCCAGGUUUUUUUUUUUGCCUAACUUAAGGAACAUUCAGCAGAAAGAAGCUUUUAUCCCCCACCUCCUACCCCAUGUUUUAUAGUAGAACUAAACUACUUUGCAAUAAUUUUGAUUGUCUGGUCAAACACUAGCACAGAGACUAUAUGUAAAGAGACUUGCAUAUAAAUAUGUAUAUUUAUGGUGGACACAAAUGAAAACAGGGUCUCAAGUUUCCUCAGCUUUAAAUUCUAGGGAAAAAAUGUUUUUAUUUUUCAUUUGGUGAAUUUUGUUUACUUUCUGAGCCUUUAAAGUUUGUUUAAAAUGGAGAUUAUGAAUAUAUAUAUUAUACACAAACUGUGCAAUUUUUUAAAAAGAGAAUUUUGUACUAUAAAUGUACACUUUGCUUGUUUUUUUAUUUAAAGAUGUAGACUUCCCUCAGGUGGCUGUUUUGGGUGCAUUUUUUGCACUUAUGCAAAAAGAAAAAAAGGACAAAUUAUUACAAAAAUAAAUGUUUUAACGAUACAA